UGUGUGUGUGCGUGUAUGUGUGUGUGUGAGUGAGAGAGCGAUAGAGAGAGUGUGUGUAUUUGUAUAUGUGUGUCAGCCGUACCCAUCAUGGCCCCUGAGCUGCAGCUGAUCAGACGGACCGCCGCUCCGCCAUCCUCCUCCAGCGAGCAGCGGCACCGGUGAGGAGGCUCCAUGUGUCCCCCAUCCUCGGUCAGAUAUCUAAGCAAGAGGGCCGCGCUCCAGCCGCCCAGCGCGAACAUGAAUAAGGAUUAUUCCAUUAAUCUAUCGGUGCAGCAAGUGCUCAGCCUGUGGGUCCAGGGCACGGUACCGACCCUACAGCACUUCACAGGUACGUCACACGAGGAGAAAGACCCGGCGAAACGGGUUCAUGUGUCUCAUCCAGCCGCGCGCACACGCCUCUCCACCGGCAGACGCACGAGCAUCCCGUCUGAACAAGAAAUGUGGUACUGGGUCUUCCUGUGGUGUCUAUUCUCGUCUCUGUUCGUUCACGGUGCCGUGGGUCUGCUGAUGUGUGUGACUCUGCAGCGUCAUAAGAGAGGACGGCUCAUCACAGUGGUGCUCAUCAGCGUGGGAUUCCUGGCCUCUCUCACCGGCGGGGUCAUCACUAGUGCAGCAGUGGCAGGUGUGUACCGAUUGGCAGGGAAGGACAUGGCUCCUCUUGAAGCUCUGGUGUUUGGGGUGGGCCAGACCGCUUUCACUGUCAUCAUCUCAUUCUCACGGAUCUUAGCCACUCUUUAAACGGACUGAAAGCAUCAUUGACUGACACACCAAACAGCCAAUCGGCCAGCAGAAGAGCCGGGGUCGAGGUGAGUGGGGUUAAACCACAGAGGUUUGGCCUGCGCUACAAAACGAUGAGCUUUAGGAGUCACUAAUGACCAAUGGACCACUAUAUGAAACCCUCUGGAAUGGAGAUUUUACCAUUUCAAGAAGCAAAAACAGCAUUAAAGGCCAAUGACUCAAUCAAUGUGCCAACUGCCACGAUGGUGGACUGAGAUGAAUCUUCGGAUGUCUGUUUGUCUUUGUUAAACAUUUGUUUUGUUUUUGCACAUGGAUCGCUUCAGCUUUGGGUGGAUUUGGAGCCGUAGCUGGGCUGUAACGCCAAGAUGGAUGCAUUGGAAAACAUCCUCCAAUAAUUUGACUGUCACUAUGUCUCUCUGUCCUCAAACAUUUUUUAAUUCUGCUCUGCUGAACGGCCCCAAACAUUCCUGUUUGUAUUAUUAUAGAUUUUCCCUCUGGUCCAGCAGUUUUCUUCUUCCACUUUGCACUUUUUGCAUUUUGAAAACUGUCUAAACGGUGUAAGAUCUGUAGAAGGUAUGCUGGGAUGCAAUAUGGACAUUAAUUCAAGGAGGUUUAGGUGUAAUCUGGUCUCUUUUAACCAAUAUAAAUGUAUCCAUAAUGGAAAAACGCCUUAUAAUAUGGUAACACAUAAUGGAACACUAAUAUGAAUUUUAACUGUGGUAUUUAAUCAAAUGUCAGUUUUAAAUCAAAGAUGACAAGUAUUCAAAAAGUCACUAUGGCCUACAACGUCUGUGUCAACAUGUGAUGUAAACCUCCAACUGCGAUUAUAUCAUGGAAACAUUCAAAACUUGUCCUUGUACACAGUAUUUAACGUCUUCAUGUAUAAUCCAUUUUUUAUCCAGCAUUACUGUGGCAAUACUCUCCCUGCUCAAAUAUGGGGACUUAAACCUCAGGCCUUAAAAGACAAGAGAGACAAUUUUGUCCUGGACUCGUCCUAACCAGUUUGAGAGGCUGGCUAGAUCUUUUAUGAUAAAGAACCAAACUCAUCUACAUCUUGGAUGGACUGAAGGUGUGUACAUUUUAAUUUUGGGGGGGGAACAAUUCCUUAAACUGGAAAAGGUUUUGAACGGUGAACAGUAUGGAAUGUGAUGACAGCGGUGUGGUUUACGAUACCUCACUGCUGCCUCUAGCUUUAUUACUGGCAAAACUUUCCUUCUUUUUCCAUUUCCUUCUUAUAAACACCAUGAAUUUUAAUGCUAAUAAUAACAUAAUAGUUCAAGACCAUUCAACUUGCUGAAAAUUCGAUUUAAAUUCAAAUGUAAAUUUUUGCAAACAAUUAAAUUGUUUUUAUUUUUGAAAUACUUUUAUUUGGUGGCACUUUCUGUGAAGCUUUAUAUAUAUAAUGCAUCAUGAAGGUAUUCAUAAAUAUGCAGAAUACUCAGUUACCAAGGCAAGAAUCACUGUUAUUGUUGGUAUAAAUCAAUAUGGUUAGGGAUUUGAACAAACUAGUAUUAAAUUGUGUACUUGAAUCUUUUUUAAUCUAGUGUAUGGAAAAAUGGGUGCAAAAAUAUCCGUAGCACUGAAUUUUUGUUAAAAAGCUUCAUAAUAAACUUUUAAAUGCUAAUUCAGUUUUCCACUGAAAAUUUAAUUUAAUGCAUUACAUGACGUUGCUGCUUUAUGUUUAAAACUAUAACCAUAAAUAGGAGCAUUGUAAUGUAUUAAAAUUAUUUAGGAAUCAAUUCCAGCUGCAUUUUUAAGGCAUUAUAUAUAUUUUAAAAAAAUCUAAUACCUUUAAAAUGCAUUAUAUAUAGGCUUCACUUUUCAAACAAAACAAACUCAGUUGCAUUUGGUAUGCAUCUGAUUUAAUUAUUAUUUUAAAGUAUUAUUUACUUUUUUCAGAGCAUGUGAGCCAUUUCUAAAACUCAAACGGGCGUUUCAGUGUUUCGCCUUUUAAUAGCCAUCCAAUCUCUUUAACACUGAUGCCAAAUUCCACCUGUUUAUUACUGUAUUACAAAAGAGCAUAUUCCUAAUACUUGUUUGUCUAUCAACAGUUCAUUCAUGUACGGCUGUUGUGUCAAAGUGAAGAAUAUAAUUGUUGGUUUAAUGAAACAAGUGACGUCUGAAGCCACUGAAACACAGGAUCAUGGGAAUUGAUUCCUUUUGCUUUAUUGUUCUGUUGUCAUUGACAUAAUGUUUAUUUAAGCCAAAGUAUUCCUUAUCUCUUUAGCUUUAGGACUUUUUUAAUUGCAUAUGAUUUUUAUGACUUUUUUAUACUAUGUGUUUUUUGCUUGUCAGAUUUCUCAGCACUGAUUCAUGAAGUCUGAACAAGGCUACUGCUGAAAAGGCUGAUUUUCCAUUUAUUGAUACUGUGAAAGACUUUCAGACGUUAUUGAUGAGGGUGUUGGAUGUAAUGGCUUACUUAUUUCUGAUCUUAUGCAACUAAAAGUUCACUUUCAGUACCAGACCAGCACUGUAGAGGGCGUCAGUGUACUGUCAACGAGUGUGAAAUCUCCUUCUGUCAAAGGAAACUGAUUGUAUCUGUAGAAUUAUGCAGGUCUUAAUGUGUUGAUGAUGCAUAAUGCCAGUCGAAAAAGAAUCACUUUUUGUUGAUUACUGAUAUCAUGUAUUUGCUUUGUAAUUUAUUCAUUUGGAAAAUCUUUACUGAACAAUUCAGUACUAAACUGUUCAGAAUGACAUAUUACCAUGCUAUUUAUACUACUUUUGUGUAAACUUCAAAAACAGAUUAUUUUUAAGCAUUUUUUACUUGUUUUCUUAACUGUCACCCAUCCCCUCAGCAUUUUAAAAUCAGACAUUGCCUUACAAUGGAAAUGGUACUUCAAAAUCAAAUAAAAAAUUUAUUCGUUCAUGAAUUUAUGUUUGGAUAGUGCACUUUAACGUCAAUGUUCAAAAAUGGGGGUGACAGUUAAGAGGUUAAAUUAAAAUGUAUCAAAAUUAAGUGA
Messenger RNA from Cyprinus carpio (common carp), 3698 nucleotides. RefSeq names its product transmembrane protein 170B-like. Gene Ontology annotation, biological process: negative regulation of canonical Wnt signaling pathway. Gene Ontology annotation, cellular component: plasma membrane. The record is from RefSeq and is a predicted model, not a curated record. NCBI's taxonomy places the organism in Eukaryota, Metazoa, Chordata, Actinopteri, Cypriniformes, Cyprinidae.